This is a messenger RNA of Tachysurus fulvidraco (yellow catfish), 2058 nucleotides long. RefSeq lists its product as uncharacterized. The record is from RefSeq and is a predicted model, not a curated record. The coding region runs from base 89 to 1852 and encodes 587 amino acids. The transcript is spliced from 13 exons. Lineage: Eukaryota; Metazoa; Chordata; Actinopteri; Siluriformes; Bagridae.
ACCUGUUCAUGUCUUAAACAGGUUCAUUGUGCCAAGUGCACAUGCAGGUAUCCUGACUGUCCCAAUCAAUCAUUUAUCUAUUGGAGACAUGCUGAAAUUUCUGUUGCUACUCUUUUCUGUGGCUGGCUUUCAUGCCAGACCUUUGCAAUAUAAUGAUCUUCGUAUCCAAAAUGGUGGAUGGGUCAUUGGAGCUCCACAACUUGUACGAGAUGGGCAAGAAUACAUGGGGAAUUCUGUAGCUGCUAAACACCCAAGACAGGACAAAAAACAGGCUGAACCUCAGUGGGAAGUUGUUCUUGCUCCAGUGCAUAAAGUAAAGAUGCAAGAUGAUAUGAAACAGAAAGCUGCUCCCAUUGAGGAACACAGACAAGACACCGAACCAUCUAAGCGUCUUGUGGUGGAUCUCAACACUGGCUUGCUAAAGGAAUACAUCGUCUACAAUCCUGUAUCCAAUGCUGAGUUCAGACAGGGCACGCAGAACUCUCGUGCUACUCUCGUGAACAUCAGAACGGGGCAACAGUUGCCUCAGCUAACAGAGAUGCAGAGAAGAGCAGAACCAUUGUCUCAGUACAGACAAGGCACAGAGUACACUGAGCCAACCUUGUUGGAGCUCAGGAACCCCCAGAUGAUGAGGAGCAUGGAGAAAGCAAACGUUAACAAACAGGAAGCCACCCACAAGUCAUACAAUCCUGUAUCCAAUGCUGAGUUCAGACAGGGCACACAGGACUCUCGUGUUACUCUGGUGAACAUCAGAACAGGGCAACGGUUGCCUCAGCUAACAGAGAUGCAGAGGAGAGCAGAACCAUUGUCUCAGUACAGACAAGGCACAGAGUACACUGAGCCAACCUUGUUGGAGCUCAGGAACCCCCAGAUGAUGAGGAGCAUGGACAAACCCAACGUUAACAAACAGGAAGCCACCCACAAAUUCUACAAUCCUGUAUCCAAUGCUGAGUUCAGACAGGGCACACAGGACUCUCGUGCUACUCUGGUGAACAUCAGAACAGGGCAACAGUUGCCUCAGCUAUCAGAGAUGCAGAGAAGAGCAGAACCAUUGUCUCAGUACAGACAAGGCACAGAGUACACUGAGCCAACCUUGUUGGAGCUCAGGAACCCCCAGAUGAUGAGGAGCAUGGACAAACCCAACGUUAACAAACAGGAAGCCACCCACAAAUUCUACAAUCCUGUAUCCAAUGCUGAGUUCAGACAGGGCACACAGGACUCUCGUGUUACUCUGGUGAACAUCAGAACGGGUCAACAGUUGCCUCAGCUAUCAGAGAUGCAGAGGAGAGCAGAACCAUUAUCUCAGUUCAGACAAGGCACAGAGUACACUGAGCCAACCUUGUUGGAGCUCAGGAACCCCCAGAUGAUGAGGAGCAUGGACAAAUCCAAUGUUAACAAACAGGAAGCCACCCACAGAUCCUACAAUCCUGUAUCCAAUGCUGAGUUCAGACAGGGCACACAGGACUCUCGUGUUACUCUGGUGAACAUCAGAACAGGGCAACAGUUGCCUCAGCUAUCAGAGAUGCAGAGGAGAGGAGAACCAUUUGAGUUCAAACAAGGCACUGAGUUCAGUCUGGUGAGCUUGAUGAAUCUUCGGAGGACAAAGAUGACAGCCAAAACCUCUGUACAGGACAUGGAAACCAACGAAGUGUUUCCUGAAUUCAAACGUGGCAUUGAAUAUUCACAAGCUCAAAGACGACACGUCAUCGAUCAACAUCGUUUCCAAGCUCUAGGAAGUAAUGAAGUGGAGAUUUCUCCAGAUUUUGGAGAGUUCGGACAUGAUACGGAAUUCAUCCAUGCCAAUUUAAUAGAUAGACGAUUCAUGGAGCGUUCUCAUGUGAAACAAAUCUAAAAUGACAGAUCUUUGAUGAAGCUGAAGAUAUUCUGAAUUGAUGGACAACAGCACACUGUGGCCUGAAAAGAGCAUUCAUUUCUUCAUAACAGUGUCAAAGUUUCUUCAGAGGAGCAAAACUAUCAAAGAUCAUCCACUGACUUGCCUAAUUCUCUGAAAUUAAUUCAAAAUGUUUUUCAACAAUAAAGAACACUAAGCAUUUCAAA